This is a messenger RNA of Papilio polytes (common Mormon), 2136 nucleotides long. Its product is annotated as scavenger receptor class B member 1-like. Gene Ontology annotation, cellular component: membrane; cytoplasm. Gene Ontology annotation, molecular function: scavenger receptor activity. The transcript is spliced from 11 exons. NCBI's taxonomy places the organism in Eukaryota, Metazoa, Arthropoda, Insecta, Lepidoptera, Papilionidae. Bases 261 to 1802 code for a protein of 513 amino acids. The record is from RefSeq and is a predicted model, not a curated record.
GUCGGGUCGGGCCGGGCGCCGGGCGCAGGGCGACGGGCGGGCGCUAGGCGCCGGGCGGCAGUGCACAGUGACUUGCCGCAAGGGAUGAAGCGCGGACCACUACAUAAGUGUAAGUUUUGUUUAACAUAAAUUUAAGUUCGAAAAAUAUUAUCAAAUUCAAUAGUUAAGUUAUAUUUUAACAACGUGCCAAAAGCGAGGAUAAUUGAUUUAGAAGUGGGCACGGAGCAUGUCUAUCAGCGGGUGACACACAGGGCGCUAACAUGAAGCCGGCACAGAAAUGCAACAGCUUGUCCAAAGCUAAAAGAAAGAAGCUAGUGACUCGGUCGACGCUAGGGAUCGCCCUGACGUCGCUGGCUGUCACCGCGCUCCUUGUUGAUCCUGUCGUACUUAUCGCCAAAUUGCAACUGAAAGUGGCGCCCGGUUCAGAGAUGUACAAAAUGCUGACGUCAGAGAUAGCUGGUGCGUACGUGUCGGCCUACCUGUUCAACAUCAGCAAUGCAGAGGAGUUCCUCAGCGGCGCCGACAGCCGCCUCAAGGUGCACGAGGUCGGGCCCUUCACCUACCAAGAGAAGCGCUACAACACGCACUUUGAGGUGGACAGCGAGGCGCGUGUGCUCCGCUACCGACCUUUCGUCAACACCACCUUCCUGCCGGAGAUGUCGGUAGCGGACCCUGCAGACGUCAAUGUGACCGUCGGGAACACCGCGCUGCUGGCAAUAGCAACAGCGAUAUCUUCUCACCCAUUCUGGAGUCAGCUCGGGCUGAAUCUGCUGACGCGGCGGUUCGGGUCCCGCGCUGUGGUGACGCUGUCGGCGCAGGACCUGCUGUGGGGCUACCACGAGCCGCUGCUCGCCUUCGGACACACUCUCAUGCCAGGAUGGAUUAACUUCGAAAGAUUAGGUCUGCUGGACAGGCUAUACGACAACACACGCGAGUACCAGCUGGAACUGAGCCUAGAGGAUCAGACCAAGUUCCAGGUGCGCCGUGUCAAUGGUCGUGCCGGACUCACCGCCUGGAGCUACAACGACGCCAACAAACGUUCCCGCUGCAACACGUUCGAAGACACGUACGAGGGGUUCUCGUACCCGGCGGGGCUGACUCCGGAGCGGCCCAUCCGGUUGUACCGCAAUGUGUUCUGCCGCAUGCUGGAAGUCGAUUUCUCUGGCACCAGCACCCUGGACUAUGGGCCCGAGGUCUACGUGUACAAGCUCAGCAACCGCACCUUCACCAGAAACCCAGACACCGAGUGCCUCUGUAGCGGCCUCGGCUGCAAAGACGGACUAUCUGAUCUGUCACCGUGCUUCUACAAUUUGCCGGUGAUGAUGUCCAAUGCUCACUUUUACGGUGCGCCGGCUGCGGUGUAUGACCGCAUCGAUGGCAUCGCGCCCGACGAGCGCAAACAUGGCGGCGUCUUCGCCAUUGACCAGAAACUGGGCUCCGCGCUGCAGACGUCGAUGACGUUCCAGCUAAACGUGCCCGUGGGAGACGUUGCCUAUAACAAGGAGGCACGCGCCUUCGCCAACAUCACCGUGCCCAUCGCUUAUUUUGUAGUGACGCAACCCGAGGUGCCAGAAAACGUGAAGACGAUAUUCUGGCUGGUGUACGUCGUGGGCCCGUACGCGGUGGGCGCGCUGGCGGCGGCGCUGGGCGCGGUGGGACUGGCCCUGCUGGCGGCGGCCGCGCGGCUGCUGUGCGCGACGCCGCCGCCGCUCAGCAAGCAGGCCAUAGCGCAUGCGCUGCACUGCGAGCUACCACUCAUCAAACACGCACACAAACAGACAAGCCUCAGUGACCAUGUAUAACAGUGACAGACUAGUUGGGGUCCGUGAAAUAGUGAUAAUUAACGCUUUAAUAAAGUUUAUUAUAGACGAGUACUUAGCCGUGUAUUGCGCGCGCAUUCAUGUUUAAUAGUUCUCAAUUCGUCUGUACAAUUUUUCAUGCAAAAUAGUGAGUUCCAAAGAAUGUUUUGAAAAGUCGGUCGGAAAUAAAUUUCUUCUGAUUCCGAGAUUCCGUCCUAAUAUAAGUGCGGAGUGUAACGUUAAGUAGUAAUAAUUGUUUUUAUUAUUAGUAGUAUGAUACAGGGUGAUAUGCUUAUUAUAAGACUUGUCAUGUGAAUUAAACUGAGAUUAACAUUAA